Molecule: messenger RNA, 2814 nt
Organism: Cyclospora cayetanensis
Lineage: Eukaryota; Apicomplexa; Conoidasida; Eucoccidiorida; Eimeriidae
Exons: 6
Coding region: 1-2814 (937 amino acids)
Biological process (GO): phenylalanyl-tRNA aminoacylation
Cellular component (GO): mitochondrion; cytoplasm
Molecular function (GO): phenylalanine-tRNA ligase activity; ATP binding; tRNA binding
Source: RefSeq, a predicted model, not a curated record
AUGGCACGGCCGAUAAAGGUAGACAUCGAACUGGUCUCUAACGACUUAGCCAGCAACAGAAAACGACUGGUUGCUGAAGCGUAUUCAGACAGAAACUGUAGGGGGUCAACCUACGCUAUGCAAUGCGCGCAGUGCACCGGAGCGGCAAGUUACUGGAACCUCAAGUGGUCAGUGGUUGCAAAUACGUGCGCGUAUCCUGUAAGGCAAGCACCAGAAACGGGGCAAGCUCUGGAGUAUGCGCGAUUAAUGCCUGCCCUGGAGCUGCACAAGGAUGUGUCUGCUGUACGCGCCACGGAUGCAAACGCAAAAGUGGAGUUACUUGACUCGAAAAAAGAGAGGCACCGGCAAUGCUUGCCGCCGAAGCUUAUUGUUGGUGGCUCUACCACUGUUCAGCCGUCAUUUUCCAUAACUCUAGCGGAUUGUGCUUCCGUGGCUCUGAAGCGAGCUACCAUGGGCACCUCAGCGUCGAUGGCAGGUUAUUUGCCACCAGAAAUACUUCUGGCUUGGGGAAAUCAACCACGAGAAGCAUUACAGCACAUGGGGUUGUCCCCAACUUCAUGGCCCCCUAGGGCCCCCCUCGAAUUAACUGCCCACGCUGUCAAUAUUAUCUGCUAUCGCGGGCUCAGAGCCCCUGCAUCUGUCUGGAGAACAGCAAGAUCUGUAGAAACACCGCUUGUCACAACGCGAUCACCACGUGUAGUACGAAGAGAAGCUCCGGCAAUACCAGCAAUAGGCGUGGUAGCUGGCAAUAACGAAGCGAAUAUUAAUGGUAAACGCAAGCAAUCGGGGUCCCACAGGGCCCUCCACUUCUCCCUUCCCCCUUGUUCUCCGGCAAACAUCGAGAGCAUCAAGUCUGGGGCUUGCAAAACGUUUCGGGCAGGUGCAUCCACCGCGUCGGGCGCAGUGGCUUCUGUUUUAUCAGUAGCACACGACUCCUCUCCAACAGCUCCCGCAGGUUCAGUCUCGGAAACUGCACAAUUAGCAGCAGCAGGAGAGGAGGAGGGGCCAAGUUAUUUAGAACUUCUAUGGCGUUUCCCGCCAAAGCCACCUCACAUCCCGCAGACUGUGUGGCGAGGUCUUUUACGGGGGUUGCACCUUCGCCCCGAUACCCCAGUUGGCAUAACGACUCGCCUUGUUGAGUUGUUCUUUACCAGGGGGGGGACAGCAGCAGCUUUCAGCCCAGAGUAUCCCAAACCCGAAUGUACUAACGGCUACCAAAGCCAGCAUGAACAGCAGCCACACGAGCGCCAGAAGGAGUCGCCUGCGUAUGCGCUCGACGCACAGCUGUCAAAGGCGGAGAUGGCUUCUUUUGGACGAUUUGCGUAUCUGGAUCGACUAAGUCCCCUCGUUUCCACAGUGGAAAACUUUGAUUCACUUCUUAUUGACCCCACACACUGUAGCCGCAGCACCAGCGACACAUACUAUCUAGACCCUAACUUUUCGCUCACUCACGCACAGCUAGACGCUCUGGCACGGCAGCAGGACGACGCCGCCAGUAACAACAUUUUGGCCAGCAGCAGCCGAAUGGUUCUCCGUACACACGGGACAGCUCAUCAGGCCUUUGUGCUUGGCAGCGGCAUGCGGCGAGCUAUCUGGUGUGGGGCUGUGGCGCGGAGGGACCAAGUAGACUCUACGCACUAUCCAGUCUUUCACCAAGUAGACGGCAUCUCUGUCUUUGAGCCGCUUCAUACUACCAGUAAAGACCUGGAGACUGCGACAGCGUGCUUAGACACCCUUAAAAGGCAGCACACUGCGCUACUGCACGCAAUAGAUUUGGUGCGGAAAAUGCAGAGUCAGCAGCAUCAGGAUGCAGCCGGGGGGCAGGAGGAGGGCUUGGGCUCUGCUGCUGCGGCAGCUGCCGGCUUGUCGGUCCACGCAGUGAGGAAUCUCUGCUCCUUCGCUUGUCUGAGCGAAGAAAACCCUUACCGCAGCAAUCCAAUUGUGCUGCAGCUUCAGGUGACCUUGGAGAAGCUCGUGCGCUUUCUUUGGGCACACAAGCCCCAUGCCGCGCCUGGCGCGAUGCCGAACAGCACAAAUGCAACAACAGACGGCCAUGCCAACAGCAACGCACGCAGCACCGAGUUGAAGCUACGUUGGGUGUAUGAUGCAUAUUUUCCGUUUACCUCCCCUUCCUUAGAGCUGGAAGUACUACACGAGGGUCGCUGGCUGGAGGUUUUGGGGGCCGGUGAGAUAAAGCCGCAGAUUAUCGCCACUGCAUGCAGCCAGCAACACCAACAGCAGAAACAGGGACAGCUGAGGCAUGAGCUGCCAUUCCAUCCAGAGGCUCGGGGUUGGGCAUUUGGAUUAGGGAUUGAAAGGGUGGCAAUGGUGCUGUUUUCUGUUGAUGAUAUUCGUAUUCUUUGGUCCACAGACCAUCGCUUCACGCAACAAUUCACCGAAGGACGAGUUAAGACCUUUGUGGCCUUUUCUCACAUGCCACCUGUAUUCAAGGAUAUUUCCUUCUGGCUUCCAAAGAAGAAGGCUCCCACGGAGAGUUUUCAGGGUAGCAGCAGCGAUUUGGCGGCUACAGUAUCCCAAACAGACGGGCCCUCAAGCGGACAGGGGCCGCCUAUCUGCCCUGCGUCAUUCGACCUGUCACGAUUCUAUGAGGUUUGCAGGGAGGAGGGGGGUUCACUGAUAGAGAGUGUGGCUUUGCAAGAUGCUUUCACGCACCCAAAGACGGGGCGACAGAGCCUUUGCUUCCGUAUUACUUACAAGGCCUUGGACCGCACCCUCACUCACGCAGAAGUCAACGCACUACAGGAGAAACUCAUCACGAAACUGCAGCAAAUUUUCGAGAUCGAACUCAGAUAG